Kockovaella imperatae is the source of this 1919-nucleotide messenger RNA. RefSeq lists its product as hypothetical. The transcript has 4 exons. The coding region runs from base 93 to 1895 and encodes 600 amino acids. Gene Ontology annotation, biological process: pyrimidine ribonucleotide biosynthetic process; 'de novo' pyrimidine nucleobase biosynthetic process. Lineage: Eukaryota; Fungi; Basidiomycota; Tremellomycetes; Tremellales; Cuniculitremaceae. Gene Ontology annotation, molecular function: dihydroorotate dehydrogenase activity. Gene Ontology annotation, cellular component: cytoplasm; mitochondrial inner membrane. The record is from RefSeq and is a predicted model, not a curated record.
CACACCUGUGAUGAAAAGUACAGCCCAAAUGCUCGUAUAUUCAACUGGGUAGCCAGCGAGCAACAGGUCGACUUGAGACCAACGAGCUCUGUAUGCCUCGUCCGACUUCCCUAGUCAGCCGUCUCGGCUCAGCUGGGAAACUUGUGCAAUCGCCAAAUGCCACUCAUCGUCCCCUUCGGCUCCCAGGACAACGACAUGCUUCAACAUUCCAAUCUGCUCCUAGACGGUUCCUCUCUACGACAUUGAUCGUGGGUGGAUCUGUUGCGCUCAUAGCGUAUUAUUAUGACUCGAGGUCAUUGUUGCAUGAGCAUGUCAUUAUGCCUGUAAUGAGGCUGUUUGACCCGGAGACCGGACAUCGCUUAGCGGUGAGGCUGCUGAGCGGACCUAAAUGGACCAGGCCGAGGGACAGAGGUGUGGAUGGGCCAGAACUGAAAACAGAGCUAUUCGGCCUACCUCUGGUCAACCCUGUGGGAAUCGCAGCAGGAUUUGACAAGGACGCUCAAGCUAUCGACGGACUGUUCGAUCUUGGAUUUGGAUACGUCGAGAUUGGCAGUGUGACGCCCGAACCACAGCCGGGUAAUCCUGAACCUCGGUUCUUCCGUCUGUCAGAAGACCAAGCUGCCAUCAACAGAUAUGGCUUCAAUUCUUUGGGACACGGUCACGCGCUUGGCAAAUUACGGGCUCGAGUCUAUGCUUUUGCUCGAUCGAAUCCCUCAUAUUUCCCUUCGUCUCACUCCUCAAGCUCAUCUAUUCCUCUUCCUCCUUCUGAUCUACCCCGGUCUCUUCGUCCAGGACAUAUUCUCGCCGUUAAUCUCGGCAAGAACAAGACAUCCGCGGCGGACUCGAAUGAAGAUUACAUCAAGGGGGUCAAGAUGCUUGGACCAUAUGCGGACGUCUUGGUGAUCAAUGUGUCGAGUCCAAACACUCCUGGACUGAGAGCAUUACAGGGUCGUCAAGUCUUGGAGAGACUUCUGAAAGACGUGGUGGAGGAGCGGAACAAGAUCAAGGACGAAAGGGGUCUACCAAAAGUCGCCGUGAAAGUCGCUUGUGAUCUUGGUGAAGAGGAACUUGGGGAUGUCGCACUGGCUGUCCGAAGGACAGGAAUCGAUGGUAUCAUUGUCAGUAAUACAACCAUUAGAAGAGAGGGUCUAGGUUUGCGCUCCUCCAACCAAUCGCAGAUCGGAGGUCUUUCAGGCAAACCUCUUUUCCCGUAUGCCCUCGAAGCCGUCACCACAUUACGCUCUCUCCUGCCUCCCGAGAUCCCCAUCAUCGGUUGUGGUGGGAUCUCAACGGGUGCUGAUGCCGUGAAGAUGGCUCAAGCAGGAGCAUCCAUAGUACAAAUAUACACUUCCUUUGGUUUCAGAGGAGUCGGAACGCCAAGACUCCUGAAAGAUGAGAUCAGCGCAAAGCUCAGCGAGGGAUCUUCCAAGGGUUGGCAUGACCUGGUUGAAAGCAGGACGAGAUCGACCACUUGGGUAGAUCCUUUAAAAUCUGGGCUGGAAACGCUAAAAAGGGAAGCCCAAGGUCUUGGAGAGAUGUUGAGGAGGAUGAACGAAGAGGACGAUACGAGAAGAUUGAUGAAGGAGGCGGAAGCUGCUCUGAGUGAAUCAUCAAAGGUCGCCGAGGCUCAGCUUGUGACUGAAGAGGCGGAAGGAGGGCCGACUCCCGCAUCUGACACUCAAGCAAAGCUUCUGGAGGAGGAGCAAAACACUGAGCCUUUACCAGUCGACGGACCCAUUCUUGUAUUGACCGACGGAUCGGCAGCGGACAGGCCAGCUGAAGCUACAUCAGAGGACCCAGAGAUGCCCCCGCUGUCCGAGAAUCUCGAGGGACGCGAUGGAGAAGCUGAACACUGGCGGAACACGGUAACGAGCGGGGACCGUCGAUUAGUGUAAGAAGGAGUCGAUCAUCGUAGGCAA